Messenger RNA from Oncorhynchus keta (chum salmon), 5398 nucleotides. Its product is annotated as acetylcholinesterase-like. Bases 452 to 2326 code for a protein of 624 amino acids. Lineage: Eukaryota; Metazoa; Chordata; Actinopteri; Salmoniformes; Salmonidae. The record is from RefSeq and is a predicted model, not a curated record. Gene Ontology annotation, cellular component: plasma membrane. Gene Ontology annotation, biological process: choline metabolic process; acetylcholine catabolic process. The transcript has 11 exons. Gene Ontology annotation, molecular function: acetylcholinesterase activity.
CGAGAAGUAGCCUACUACUUUUCUUUUUUUUUCAUUUGUGGAGCGCUUUAUCAGCGGCAGUCUCCCCCGCCGUCCUAACAGCACAGUAAGGGGUCACUACCCCCACUCAAUACAGAGAGAGAGACACGGGCACAUUAAACAAACACCUAGGGCUGACAGCAAAGCAGCGAAGACCGUAAUUAAACCGCGCGUCUUUGCUCCCCGACCAGAAACCCUCACUCACCCACUAACUGUCCCGAGGACACUGGGUUUAACUUCGUCUAAAUAGGAUGACAGGGCGAGGGUCGCUUGUCUCCCAGGGGAUUCUGCGAAGCAGCGUCUUUAGCCGGGUUGGACCCACUAGGCUACUAACUAGCCAGAUCUGAGGGACUCCAGACAGAACAGAGACCACAAACUUCUGACUACCUGAAACCAGAACCAGGAAGUAAACAACACAGAAAACAACAACAUCAUGAAGACCUCCACUGUCUUCCUCUCGCUCCUCGCCUCACUCUCUUGUUCCCAGAGCGACUCUCCGGAACUCAUCGUGACAACGCGGGCAGGAAGCUUACGCGGCAUCCGCCUACCGACGCCCGACAGGAGUCACGUGACUGCUUUCCUCGGCAUCCCAUUCGCCGAGCCCCCGCUGGGCAAGAAGCGCUUCCGUAAGGCGGAGCCAAAGAAGCCGUGGUCGGGAGUGUUUGACGCUAGCUCCUACCCCAACGCCUGCUAUCAGUUCAUUGACACCUCUUUCCCCGGGUUCCAAGGAUCUGAGAUGUGGAACCCGAACAGGGAGAUGAGUGAGGACUGCCUAUACCUCAACAUCUGGGUACCAACCUCCCCCAGACCUCACAACCUCACCGUGAUGGUGUGGAUCUACGGUGGAGGCUUCUACAGUGGCUCCUCGUCCCUGGAUGUGUAUGAUGGACGUUACCUGGCCCACUCUGAGAAGGUGGUGGUGGUGUCCAUGAACUACCGUGUCGGGGCCUUUGGUUUCCUGGCUCUUCCUGGCUCUUCGGAGGCCCCUGGGAAUGUGGGGCUACUAGACCAACGUAUGGCCCUCCAGUGGAUCCAGAAUAACAUACAUAUCUUCGGGGGCAACCCCAAGCAGGUGACCAUCUUUGGGGAGAGUGCAGGAGCAGUCUCUGUGGGAAUACACCUCCUGUCUCCAGACAGCCGCCCCACCUUCACCCGAGCCAUCCUCCAGAGUGGAGUCCCCAACUGUCCCUGGGCCACUGUUACGCCCGCUGAAGCCCAGCGGAGAGCUGCCAUGUUGGGGAAACUGGUGGGCUGUCCCUCUGGGGGUAACGACACAGAGCUGGUGGACUGUCUCCGUAACAAGCCCCCCCAGGACCUCAUCGACCAGGAGUGGCAGGUCAUGCCAUGGUCGGCCAUCUUCCGUUUCUCCUUCGUGCCGGUCAUCGAUGGCGUGGUCCUUCCUGAUAACCCAGAGGCCAUGCUGUCAUCAGGCAACAUCAAAGACACCCAAAUCCUGCUGGGAGUCAACCAGGACGAGGGCUCCUUCUUCCUCCUCUACGGAGCCCCCGGCUUCAGCAAGGACAACGAGUCAUUGAUCUCCCGUGAGGACUUCCUGGAGAGCGUGAAGCUGAGUGUCCCGCACGCCAACGAAAUCGGCCAGGAGGCUGUGGUGCUGCAGUACACUGACUGGUUCGAUGAGAACAAUGGAGUGAAGAACCGAGACUCCCUGGAUGAUGUGGUCGGAGACCAUAAUGUCAUCUGCCCCCUGCAGCAGUUUGCCAGGACCUACUCCCAGCUCCACUCUAACCUGGGUGCCAACAAUGGACAACAGGCGGGCAACGCUGGGGCCAUGACCAAGGACGGGAACUCACAAAGUGGAGUGUACCUGUACCUGUUUGACCACCGUGCGUCUAACCUGGCGUGGCCUGGGUGGAUGGGCGUUAUCCAUGGUUACGAGAUAGAGUUUGUGUUCGGCAUGCCACUGGAGAAGAGACUCAACUACACAGCCGAGGAGGAGAAACUGAGCCGACGCAUGAUGAGAUACUGGGCUAACUUCGCACGCACCGGUAACCCCAACAUCAAUUUUGACGGCAGUGUGGAUAGCAGGCAGAGGUGGCCGCAGUUCACCAACAGUGAGCAAAAACACGUGGGGUUGAACACAGAAUCUCUGAAGAUCCACAAGGGCCUGCGGAACCAGCUGUGUGCAUUCUGGAACCGCUUUCUGCCACGCCUCCUCAAUAUCACCGAUAACAUAGACGAGGCAGAGCGUCAGUGGAAGGUGGAGUUCCAUCGCUGGUCCUCCUACAUGAUGCAUUGGAAGAGCCAGUUCGACCAUUACAGCAAGCAGGAGCGCUGCACUGACCUCUGAGGAGAGGGGAGAGAGAGAGAGAUGCCGACCAUAUCCUUCCACUUGGCUCUGGUCAAAGUAGUGUACUAGGAAGAGUACUACAUAGGGAAUAGUGUGUGAUUUGGGAUUGAGUCUGUGUGGGCCCAAAUGUAAAACCUAAAACCACUGAUCAACUGUUAUGUUAGUCUAGGAAUCUGGAGCCAUGUAAAUCCCUGUGUUCUGGGUUAGAAAAGAACUGCACUGAAUGUGUGUGUGUGUGUGUGUGUGUGUGUGUGUGUGUGUGUGUGUGUGUGUGUGUGUGUGUGUGUGUGUGUGUGUGUGUGUGUGUGUGUGUGUGUGUGUGUGUGUGUGUGUGUGUGUGUGUGUGUGUGUGUGUGUUACAUGUCCAUCUUGUUGAUCACUGCUUUGGUAUUGGUUUUCAAUCCAUAGUGUGUUUAUGAACUGUGUAUGCACUUGUCUGCAUAUAUUCACAUAUCUCUGUCAAUCGUCUAUAUGUAGCUAAACUAACCCCUCAUGUAUGCCAGUACACAGUAGGUGUGUUUUAGUGCGUAUUACUAUAUUUUGUGUGCGUGUGUGUGUUUACUGCUGAUGUUGUCUCUGUACCAACGGUUGAUGUGUUUCUCUCCUCCAUCCCCCUCUCCAUCUAUCCCUCCUCUCUCUUCUAUUCCUAUCUUGCUUCCUCCCAUCAUCUUUCUCUCUAUUCCUAUACAUCUCUCUCCCCUUUCUCACUCCCCACUCUUUCCAACUCACUGUCUCUUAUCUCUCCAUCUCUCUCUCUCUUCCAUCCAUCUCUCCGUGUCCCCAGAGGAUGAACGUUCUCGUUAGUCUAAUGGAGGCUGAAGUAAUUCACUCAGUGUGUGUCGUGUGUGUGUGUGUGUGUGUGUGUGUGUGUGUGUGUGUGUGUGUGUGUGUGUGUGUGUGUGUGUGUGUGUGUGUGUGUGUGUGUGUGUGUGUGUGUGUGUGUGUGUGUGUAAUUCACUUAGAGCGUGUGUGAAACAGCAGGAUGCUGCGUCUGCCUUUCACUGGCUAUGAGACUGACAGGCCUGGCUGUGCUGUAUACUGUGGUGGCUGGGUUUGAAGGAGAGAGAGGGUGGAGAGGGGGGGUGGAGUAGAGAGUGGAAAAUGGGGAAGAUGAGAGAGAUCAGGUAGAGGGGAAGGAGAGAGUGAGAGAUGGAGGAACAAAGAGAUAGAAAGGGAAGAGGGGUAGAAAAAGAAUAAAACAGGGUUCUGUGCUCCUCCUGUCUGUACCACAGUUAUUGAUCUUCAAUUGGACAUAUGCAUAAUACCUCUGUGUGGGUUUUGAUUCCUCUCUUUCAGUAUGUUAUUUUACUGUUACACUUGCAUGCUUCAGGUUUACACCAACUACUGUGUCAGUAUAAUGGACUGUUGUGAGUUUGGCUGCUUUCUUGAGGGCUUUGUGAUAAGUCUGUCAGCCAGACUGACUGUGUAUGUUUACUGUCAGUCUGAACCUCUGUCCACCUCUGUCUGUAGAACUCUACAGCUGUCUGUCUAUUCAUAUGUCUGUCUGUGUCCAUCUGUGUGAUGGUGUGUGAGACGUCCUCUAUUUGUGAUGUCACAUGUGCGUGAUGUCAUAUUGAUUUGAACUCGCAUCCGUUGACACUGUGGAAGAAAUCAGGAUCAGCCUUGUGAUUGGUCAGUGGGUCUUCCUGUGAAGCAUUGUGAUUGGUUUAUUUACCUGGCAUGUAGAACUCCUAUUUAAUGACUGGAGUAGAGUAGUCUAGCUUUAAAAAUAAAAUCAAAUAUAUAAUGUAUAUUGAAAAGAAUUGUAAAAAGUGAAAGACUUUCUGUAAUUAUUUAGAUACUGUGUGAGUCCCAAAUGGCCUCUAUUCCGAUAGGGCCCUGGUCAAAGGUAGUGGGCCCUGGUCAAAAGUAGUGCACUAUGUAGGGAUUAGGAUGCUAUUUGGGACAAGACCACUUUGUUUGACUGAAAAUAAUGCAUGUGUGUAUCACAGGAGGUUGGUGUUAACCUUAAUUGGGGAGGACGGGCUCGUGGUCAUGACUGGAGCGGAAUAGGUGGAAUGGUAUCAAACACAUGGUUUCCAUGGUUUCCAGGUAUUUGAUGCCAUUCCAUUUGCUUGGUUCCCGACAUUAUUAUGAGCCGUUCUGCCCUCUGCAGCCCCCUAUGGUGUGUAUGAAUGGCUGUGUGCAUGAGUGUUCCGAUGAUGAGUGAGUGACAGCUGCUCAAGCACCUCUUGUCCAUUUAAAGAGGACCUGCUUAACCUUUCUCCUCCAAUAAUAUCCCCUGAUGCAUGUCCCGAGCACCCACCCCCUUUCUCUGUAUUCUACUCCAAAUGUAUGACUGUUAUUUUCUGUAGCGAUAUAUUCCCUGAUGUACUGAUUUGUAUUUUGAUUAUUAUUACGAUUAUUACGACUACUAUAGCUUUGAGAUUAUAGUUGACGUGAGCAAUAAUAUAAAACAUAUGAUGAAAAUAUAUUUGAUAUUUAAAUGCAUUAUUUAUUGUGUGAUGAUGAUGAUGGAUGGAUAUUAUUACCAUUAACAAUUAAAGGGAGGCUAUACCUGGUGUGUGUGUGUGUGUGUGUGUGUGUGUGUGUGUGUGUGUGUGUGUGUGUGUGUGUGUGUGUGUGACAUCCUUUGAUUUGAAUUGUUGUAUAUUUUUAUCUUAUGUUCUAUUUAUUUCUCUCUUAUUUAUUUCUCUUUUGUUAUAUACUUUUUUUUAAAAACAGUAUUACUACAGUGUACUAGUACAUAGAGUAUACUAUAAUGGUAUACACAGUAUAGACAGUAUACUAGUACUAGAGUAUUACUACAAUAUACUACUAUAUAGAUUAUGACCCUGGCCAAGACCCCACUCUCCGAGGGUGUCUCAGGGGUAGUUGGGAAUGCAAAAAACACAUUUCCAAUUAGGACAACUAUAAGCACCGACCAAAUUAUUGGUAUGUUUAUACAGUAUAGUAUUUACUGUAUACUAGUACUACUACUACUCCUGCAUCCUCAUUUGUUAUGGUCACUAGUACUUUAAAUAAUACAUUAGAAUGGCUUUUGAUUAAUUUUCAUGAAUGCUAGCUUGUUGUUUGUGAAACUGCAACAAAAUAAAGACACCUUGCUGCUGA